UCGGGGACCCACUGUCGCUUAGCUAAGCUUUUCGGCUCGUCGGUGGAGACCGACCCUAGCACAGUGCUGGUGAGCCUCAUGACUUUUCUGGUUGGCCACGAAAGGUCGACACCCGUCUGCUAUCGCCGUUGAAACCAGCAGCCACAUACUAUCUCCAGUCUGGUUGCGCAACAACCACCUUUCCGUUUGCAAUCCACGAGUCGUCGUCGUCAUCGUCAUCAUCAUCGCCGCCUUCGUCUUCGAAACCCUAUAUUCUUGAUACGCCUGACUGCAAGCCCUGCAUAUCGAUUUCCAGUAAGCAUACAAACGGCUGCCAAGAUGGAUGCCGCGACCAUCGAGGAGACGAAUCGCAUUCGCGUUUCGCUGGGCAUGAAACCGUUGCCAGUGCCUGGUGCCGCCCCAACUCAGUCGCAACGCGACAACUCCGCUUCAGAUGACGAGGAUGCGCCGAGUACCCUCGAGAGCCGUUCGGCGCAAGCGUACGAAAACUACCAAAAAGUCCGCGAUGCCGAAGCUGCCAAGCGCAAACGAGAAGAGCGGGCCGCCGCUGCGAAAAGGGAAAGGGAGGCUGCGCAGCGUCAUGCCAUUCUCGAGGGAAAGAGCCUUGGCGAAGCAGAGGAUGCCGACGUGGAUGCGAAGGCUUGGUUGAAGGCCCAGAAGAAGCGGCAGAAGGCCAUCGACAAGGCGAGGAAGUUGGAAGAAGAGCAGGCUGCUGCUGAAGCUGCUGCGCUGGCGGCUGUCGAGUACACCUCGAAGGAUUUGGCCGGUGUGAAGGUUGCGCACGAACUCGACAACUUUCUCGACGGCGAUGAGCAGAUCUUGACCCUUAAGGACGCCACCAUCGAUCAAAACGAAGAGGAGGGCGAUGAGCUCGAAAACAUGGACCUUAGGGCUAAGGAGAAGCUGCAAGAAAACCUGGACCUCAAGAAGAAGAAACCAGCAUACGACGUGUUCGCUGCUGCAGACGAAGGGGCAGAGCGCGGCAUCCUGGCUCAAUACGAUGACGAGAUCUACGGGAAGAAAGGCAAGAAGUUCACCCUCGACGGUUCGGGUGCGAUUGCAGAACUGGGCGACAUUUUGGGGGCGCCGGAGAAAUCGAAGAAACUGCAAAACAUCGAUCUCGAUGCUAUUCAGGAUACCCCUACUUCAGAUUACCUUGACAUUUCCGAGAUCAAGGUGAAGAAGCCCAAGAAGAAGAAAUCUAAGUCAACUCGGCAGAAGCCCGUUGAUGAGGAUGAUAUUUUCCCCAUCGAUACAGCACCAACUGGCGACGAUAUGAUGGACCUUGACUCCGGCGCGGCUGUGCUACAAAAGAAGCGCAAGAUUGAGGAUGACACGUUUGUUGAUGACGAGGACUUACAGGCGUCUCUGGCCAUCCAGCGUAAGAACGCUCUGAAGAAGAGAAAGAGGGCCCGCCCCGAGGACAUAGCUCGGCAGCUAAGAGAGCAAGUUGACGAGCCAGGCGAGGCUCAAACGGGCGGCGUAGUGAUUGACGAGAUCUCCGAGUUCGUGUCCAACCUAAAGAAGCCAGAGGAGGAGGAACGUAAACCAAAGAGGCCAAAGUCUAUGUCAGUGGAGCCCGUCACGGCGAUGGAUGUCGAGUCUGGCGACGAAGAUCACCCCAUGGGUGAAGAUGACAUCCAUGAGGCAUUGGAAGACAGGACGAGGGAAGACUCCGCCGAUAUUGCGGCGACAGGAGUCGACGAGGAGAAGACGAUGAACACAGGCAUGGGGUCGACCUUGGCGCUGUUGAGAGAACGCGGCAUUCUCAAGGAUGCUCGCGGUGCGGAGCUGAACAUGAGCCAGCGCCAGAAGGCCGAGUUUUUGGCAGAAAAGAGACGCAUCGAGCGGGAGCAAGAGGAGCGGACCAAAUCCCAGCGCGAGCGCGACAGGAACAGCGGUCGACUGGACGCCAUGUCCACCAGGGACAGGGAGGAACGCGCUCGGCAGGCCAACGCCCACCGCGAACUGCAGCAGUCCCGUGUUGUCGACGAACUCUUCAAGAAGCACUACAAGCCCAAGGUAGAACUCAAGUACGUGGACGAUCACGGCCGGUCCCUCGACCAGAAGGAGGCCUUCAAGCACAUGAGUCACCAGUUCCACGGCAAGGGCAGCGGAAAGGGCAAGACCGACAAGCUUCUGAAGAAGAUCGAGGAGGAGAAGCGACGCGAGGCCAAGCCGACCUUUGACGCCAGCGAAAACGCAAACAUGAGCUCAUCAUCGGCGAAGCGGCAGGCCGGUGUUCGAUUACAAUAAAUGGCUAUCGGGAUGAAGGUCGGGGACCAGGAAAAAGACAUCCGGUUGGUUUUUCCUACUUUUCCUCGUCAUCCAUUCCCACCUAAAGGCUGAAUGAAGUACAAGUCGUACUCCAGGCUCCCUUGCAUGCCCCCCCCUUGUCCCUCCAUAGUUGCGGUUGAAGUCAUCACUCACUGUUCCGUAUAUCAUUGGAUCAGAGCCGAGUGGCUCCCAUCUUGUCGUUACGGAUGGCCCAGCAGACUCUCCCAGCUCCACCGAGGCUGUCGAUGCGGUUCGUCGUUCCGUUGCGCAGCAGGUGCUUCACUUUCACCGCUCAGGCUCUCGUAUUCCCUCUGCGCUUCCUCGAUCAACCUGAAUAUGUCGUCCAUGUCGAACGCUGACGGUGUCCGUUUCGGCGAUGCGCCAAGCUCGGGACCCGGGUCGCUGCUCUGGAUCGCGUCCUUGAUCUCCAGCAUGAGGUCCUCCAUCAGCGGCGAGACGCAGGGUGAAAAGUCCGACGAGUACUCGGACGAGAACUCAGACGAGGCGAAGGAGAGCGGGCUGUCGGGCUUGUUGCUGCUACCAUGGCUCGGCUGACGCUUCAGGGGCGUGACGCUGCGGCUCGUUGGCGGCGGCGGCGUUGGUGUCGGCGUCGUGUCGUUACUUUGCGUUCGACACCGCUGUUGCAGCCGCGCGCGUCUCUGGUCCCGCCGAGUUCUGAUGAUAUCCCGUACGAGGUUCACGUGGAGUUCGUGGUCCAUACCCGCUGCCGGUGACCCGCGUGCCCCUUGUGUGAAAAUGCCUGAGUGCGCGUUGGUCAUCGUUCCCGACCUUGCGGUGCCGGUACCGGUGCCGGUGCUGUUCAUCGUGUGUUGUGCACUGUUUUGGUCUUGAUGCAAGGUAGAGAAGCUCGACGAUGAGCCCUGUUCGUGAAGACUAAGCCAGGCGUGCGUCUACAGGCUGAGAAAGAGAUGUCCACGCUAGAUAAGAUGGGCGAGUAAGUGCGGAUCCUGAGGAUGGCAAGAGACAGCCGUGGAUAUGUACCUGUAGAGCUUGCUCACCAGCAUCACACCUUUGCUCUGGGCCCUCUUGUGCUCCUUCCCGAUCUACCGGCUCAGUGUCGAAAACGGGAAAUGGCUUCCUUCUAGCCGUGUUUGGUCCUCUCCCCCACCUACUCGUCGAGGCCUGGAGGCUUUUCGGCUCUUGGGCAACACUUUGCCUCCUCGGUCAGCUAUCCAACCCGCGCGGCGCUGCUGAGGUGCCCGUGGCAAGCGCUGCUAAUCCUGGAAACGGUGCUGAUUGGGGACAAAGGACCCUUUUUUGCCAUGUGGCGUCGGCCUGGGUUUAGGCGGAGCUAUGAGAUAGCGCGGGAUGGUUGAGAGUAGGAGGAUAUUACACGUGCGAUCUUCUCUUCUGGUUCGGUCGAGUCUUGUCGCUCUCCGUUUCUCUCACCAAAAAAAGAUUAGUGAGCGAGGAGAAAAGAAGAAGCGUGGGAAGAGACGGGUAAAAAGGAAAUGUCGCUGUUGAGGAUCUGUCGAUGCCUCACACUCACACACACGCACGCACACGCUCUCCCUUCCACCUUUCGGUCUACGAAACGUCCGUGUUUUUGUGUCCUUUCGCAUGAGAGAAGAAGACGCCUGUUCCUGUAUCAUGAUGUGCCUUGCGUUGCUCUAUGUUCUAGGUCUGAGUCUCCCUUGAAUGCCAAUAAAUACUCUCCCGGGCGACCUUUAAUCUCCAGGAAACCCCGUAACUCCGCUGGCCAGUUCGCAUUCCAAUGCCCCCUUUAUCCCCUCAUUCCCCUUCAUCACAACCCCAAGAUCGAUCCUCCUUGUUUGAGAAGACGGGUUUACGACACCAACGUAACACGAACUGGCUUUUUGCUGGGCUGAGCCGUAGCAAGGGGCGAAUUGGCAGCGGAUAUUCAUCCCCCUCAACGUCAUCAUCGCGAGGUGUUGUUUGAUGUCGGCAGGUCCCAAUGUCCGCAACGCCACGCGCUCCAUUGGCAUUCCCGCCCGAUCUCGUACAAUUGCGCCUUCUGUCUGCAGACGACGGACCUUUCCGUGGGUUCCUCCCAGGGCGCUUCCCAAAACGUCUCAGUAACC
Colletotrichum destructivum is the source of this 4340-nucleotide messenger RNA. Its product is annotated as Putative SNU66/SART1 family protein. Gene Ontology annotation, biological process: mRNA cis splicing, via spliceosome; maturation of 5S rRNA. The coding region runs from base 319 to 2256 and encodes 645 amino acids. Gene Ontology annotation, cellular component: U4/U6 x U5 tri-snRNP complex. The record is from RefSeq and is a predicted model, not a curated record. The transcript is spliced from 3 exons. NCBI's taxonomy places the organism in Eukaryota, Fungi, Ascomycota, Sordariomycetes, Glomerellales, Glomerellaceae.